Molecule: messenger RNA, 4065 nt
Organism: Mesorhabditis belari
Lineage: Eukaryota; Metazoa; Nematoda; Chromadorea; Rhabditida; Rhabditidae
Source: the annotation of a GenBank genome assembly
AUGGCCAAGGAAUACAAAUCGUCCAUUCCCGCGAUUCUUCUCCAAGGGACACUCUUCGAUAAAUAUGAUGAUGAAAGUACGUGUCUCGAGUUGAACGCCCUAGUGAAGGUGGAUGAAUAUGAUGAAUAUGGUUUCUAUCUUUAUUGGAUGGUCGACGGGAAAGAUGCUUUUGUGCUCGAUUUGGCUCAGGUGUGGGAAGCCCGACCGGCCGGUCAACCAAAAGAUGGCCGCGUUGCUUUCGAGUUGGAUCAAAGGGGUCCGCCAAAGGAAACUCUUGAGGAUCGAACCGUUUGGAUCACCUAUGGACAGGAUCUCGUAAACGCGCAAUCGAUCUACCUGGUCGCACAAGAUGUCGACACGGCAAAGAUUUGGCGAACUGGUGUCAACGACAUUUUGGCACGGCUGAAGAUCAAGCACGCCUGCUCGACGACAAGCUUAAAGAAAUACUGGCGAUUCCUUUGUCUUUCACUGAACGAUCGCCGAAAAAUCCCCAUCAAGAACAUCAUUAGACUUUUCGCGUCGGGGAAACCCGAGAAAAUGGUGCACAAAUGUUUAUGCGAUUUGGGACUCGGCGGAGAUAAGUACAUAAUCCCGGUGCUCAAGAAAGGAGUUGGCGCCAAAAUGCGAACCUUCUACAAAUGUCGAUCGGGGAGGAAAAGAAAGGAGCGAGAAGAGCUGGAUGUCGAGCUGUUCACUUUUGAGAAAUUCCUCCGACUGUACCACAAGAUUUGCCCGAGAACCGAUGUGCAAGAGUUGUUCGUGAAAUUAUCCGGUCAAAAGGAAUAUCUCACCCGUGAUCGUCUCAUCCAUUUCCUCAACGAUGAGCAACGAGACCCGCGUUUGAACGAGAUUUUGUUCCCGUUUUUCGACAACGAGCGAGCACAGAACAUGAUUAGGAAAUUUGAGACUGAUGAAACGUAUAUCCUAAACGGCAAAAUAUCGGGCGAAGCUUUCCUUCGUUUUCUCCUUUCCGACGAUAACGCGCCCGUGUUUUUGGAUCGGAUAGAGCAACAUCAGGAUAUGGAUCAACCAUUAUGCCAUUAUUUUAUCAAUAGUUCACACAAUACUUACUUAACGGGUCGACAAUACGGUGGAAAAUCCUCGGCGGAGAUUUAUAGACAGGUGUUACUUUCGGGUUGCCGGUGCAUCGAGUUGGACUGUUGGGAUGGGACAGGCGAGAAUAAAGGAGAGCCGAUCAUCACGCAUGGAAAAGCAAUGUGCACUGAUGUUUUCUUUAAGGAUGUGCUCCAUCAAAUCCGUGACACGGCUUUUAUGCGAUCGGAUUUCCCGGUGAUUCUCUCUUUUGAGAAUCACUGCUCAAAGUCGAAUCAACUUAAAAUGGCCAAAUAUUGUAUGGAAAUCUUUGGCGAUAUGCUACUCACAAAAGCGUUCGACGAUUUUGCGUUGGAACCGGCAGUGACUCUCCCAUCGCCAAAUCGAUUAAAACGAAAGAUUCUCAUCAAAAAUAAGCGCUUGAAACCCGAGAUCGAGAAACAUCAGUUGGAGCAAUUCUUGAGAGAAGGCAAAUUGGAUGAGGAUGAAGAGAUCAAUGAGACGCCCGAUGUCGUCGGUGAAGACGCCGUUUCACCACGGUGUACGGGCGAUGACGACACAUCGGACGACGACGAUCCCUCUGUCUCAUCAUCGGCGAACAGCCGCUCAAUCACCGCCCAUCCGUCAAUUCCACCGUUAUCCCUCCAUUCGUCAAUGAUGCGUCCGCCGAGUGGCUCGGUUCACGGGAAAUCCCCGAGAUUCUCAUUGAGGGGAACGAUUUCGAGGAAAACCCUCCCCUCAACCCCAUCAUUUCCAUCGACUUCCACAUCCUCCGGUGGACCGCCAUUAGUUGCUGGAGAUCAACGCGCACACCCGGAAAGAGAUCCUCACGGCACAUCCUCCUCCUCGACCACCACAAACCAGCUGACCGUGCAGUCCUCUUCAUCUUCUUCUCAUCAUCAAUCUUCUCAUCUCUCCACAUCCACUUCGGGCACUUGUCUCAGCCCUCCCUCUGUCGUCUCACAUCCAGCGGAACAACCGAGCAAAGACGCGGACGAGGCUCAUCCCGAGUUGAAACAAAGCUCGAAUUUCAUCACGAAAUUGAAACCGCUGGGCUUUGCAAAGAAACAGCAAGUCUUGACAAAAGAAGAAGAAGAGAGAAUAUUUGCCGAGUACAACUACACUGGUGAAUCGUACACUGGCGCUACCACAAAUAUCCAUCCAUUACUUUCCUCACUCGUCAAUUACACGCAUCCGGUCAAGUUCUCGGGAUUCGAUGUGGCUGAACAAAACAAUCUCCAUUUCCACAUGUCCUCCUUUUCCGAGUCAACUGGUUUGGGUUAUUUGAAGCAAUUCGCACCCGAAUUCGUCAACUACAACAAACGGCAACUCAGCCGAAUCUAUCCGAAAGGAGCCCGAGUCGAUUCGAGCAACUUUUUGCCUCAAAUUUUCUGGAAUGCCGGUUGUCAAAUGGUUUCCCUCAAUUUCCAAACUCCCGACGUGUACAUGCAGCUGAAUCAGGGAAAAUUUGAAUACAAUGGGAAUAGCGGAUAUCUUCUGAAGCCCGAUUUCAUGAGACGGCCAGAUCGAUCGUUUGACCCUUUCUCGGAGAGUCCCGUCGAUGGAGUGAUCGCCGCGCAUUGCAGUGUUCGGGUGAUCUCGGGGCAAUUUUUGUGUGAUCGCAAAGUGGGUACCUAUGUGGAAGUGGAGAUGUACGGAUUGCCGACAGAUACAAUUCGGAAAGAACAUCGAACAAAAAUUAUCCCAACAAAUGGACUCAAUCCAGUUUAUAAUGAGGAACCAUUCGUCUUUAGAAAGGUGGUUUUACCCGAAUUGGCCGUGCUUCGCUUUGCCGUAUACGAUGAAAAUGGGAAACAAUUGGGACAAAGGAUCUUGCCACUAGAUGGACUGCAAGCUGGAUAUAGACACAUCUCAUUGCGAACGGAAACGAAUCAACCGAUGUGUUUGCCCACUCUUUUCGUGCAUCUUGGCUUGAAGACCUAUGUACCCGAUGAGCUGAGCAGUCUUGUCGAUGCGUUGGCCGACCCUAAAGCCUAUUUAACACAACAACAGAAAAGACAAGAAGCUCUUCAUCAUAUGGGUGUCGAUGAUAGUGAUAUCGUUGAAGUGAUUCCCGCUGGCGGCAAAUCAAAUCCGAUCACCAAAAACAAAACCCUCCAAAAGGCGAAUGGAUCGACGGCAAAUCUGCUGAAUGAAAAUCAACCGCAAACCUCAGCGAGAAGCAUCACAAAUGAUGGUCAAACACCGACGAAUACCGGAAGAGCGGCAAAUGAAGUCGUUGAUAAGUUCAAGGUGGAUCCAAUCUCGGUGGAAGAGCUGCGAAGGGACAAAAGCUUCCAGAAAUUGAUGAAAAAGCACCAGAAAGAUUUGGAGGAAAUGAGGAAAAAACACCAGAAACAAGGAGGAAACAUCCGGAAACAACAGCAAACAACCGUCGACAAAUUUCUGGGUGACAAUCAACGAUCGCAGAAGAAAAAGGGCGGAUUGAGCGGGAGAGAUCACACACAAUUGGAGGAUCGCAUCUCCGAUCCACAACAAGCGGCAACCAAUCCACGGAUGCGCUCACUUGUGUCUAAUCAAACGGAUGAAUGGUCAUCGUUAUACAAAAAACAUGAGCAAGAGGAAUUUGAGAUGAGAAAAGGACAGAUCAAAGAGCAAUAUGAUUUGUUGAGAAAGCUGAUGUCCGAUGUGCAAAAGACGCAAAUGGCCGCAUUGAAGCAACGCCUGGAAGCGGAGAAUAAAGAGCUGAAGAGUUGCCAGACAAAGAAAUCAAUGGAAGAUGCGAAGAUUAUUCAAGUGGACAAGGGCAUCAAAACGAAAGCCGAACGGGAUCGCCGAGUGAAAGAGUUGAAUGAGAAAAAUUUGAAGAUGUUCGUGGAAGAAAGGAAAAGACUGGCGAUCAAAGCUCAAAAACACGAAGAGCAAUUGGCGAAGCGGCACCAAGAUCAAUAUGACGAAUUGGAUCGAGAAGCACAAAAGGUUGUCGAAGAUGAAGAGGUCAAUCAUAUAGAAGAGAAACUCAAAACUGCCGCAAAACUCAAUUCAACCGUU